AACCUCUGAUGGGAACAUAACAAAUGACCAUUGUUUAGAGAUUAUUUUGUAGCAUUUUUGUUAAAAACUGGCCGUUAUUUAGAGGUGACCGUUGUUUGGAGGUUUUGAGUAUAAUAAUUAGGUAGCAAUUUUGAUGCAGUGUACAGUAUCAAAUCGGAUGCACAACAUUCCGUGUACGUGUGGGGGGACACGCAUUGUUAAACUACUCAAAUCAAUACCAGAAAUGCUUAAUUUUAUAAUAGAAACUAAUAGCGAAUUUUGAAGAAUGAACAAUUCCAUAGGAAUUGUACGGUUUCAAAUGGAAGAAGAAUCAAACAAGACCGGGAGAGAUUAUUUAAACGAGAACAUCGACAGAUUAAAAGAAAUUUCGUUUUUAACUCGAAUUACAAAAUUAUGGGGUUUGAACGUCGACUCGGAGAAGAAAACAUCUAUUUACGGAAUAUUUAUUAUGAUAAUUGUUUAUAUAUUAGUAAUUCUAUCUUUCCUUCACGCCAUGCAUUUCGCUUUUCUAAAGUAUGAUACUGUAUACAAGGCAACGUUAUUUGUAAAAGUCUUGGGGCAGAUCCUACUCAUUUUAAAUUACCACCAUUUUAAUCGGAAUAAAAUUGAGAUAAGAAAUAUAUUGGCCAAAUUGCCCGAUACGUACGGCCGAAAUGUUAACUACAAGUCAAAUAAGAAGCCUAUUUUAAUUCGAGUUAUUAUAGUGACUUUCUAUGGAAUAUUACUUUAUUUAAUUUCUCUCUGGUUCAUUUUCGAUAGCGAUCGAAGAUUAAUUUUCGAUAGAUUUAAUUUUAAUGAAUACUUUUAUUUUAAUAAUAAAUAUUCAAUUGUAUUUGCCGCCAUUUUUGAUUUUUGUAUGAUUGUAUUUAUCGAGAUACCAUUUGUUUUAUUUUUCCUCUUUUAUUCCACCAUAUGUCGCAUUUUAAGGAAUGAUAUGAGGGCUUACAAAAAGCUUUUCGUUAUGUCUCAUUCAGAAAUCAAAAAUCUUUUUGAAUUAUAUAAUAAACUGUGUAACAUUUUCAACGAAUUCGAUGCUAUAUAUUCCAAUACGGUUUUCUGGUGGAUGUCUAUCAUCAUUUUACAAGGGAUCUUCUAUGGAAGCGUUGGAAUUCGGAUGUUCAUCGUUAACAACGAUUACAGUUGGGGUUUAUAUUUUUCUGCGUUGAUAUUUUUUCUUAUUGUCAAUUUUGUUGAUAUGAGUUAUGCAGCUGCAUCCAUUCCACUCGAAGCCAGUGAUAUAACUGCGUGUUUAUCCCAGAAAAUGGUGUCCGAGUGUCCACUCACUUCACGUUAUGCUACUGCCAUGUAUUUAAAAAAUACAUGGCAGCCUCCCCAGUUAACUGUUGGAAAAACUGUGAGUUUUAAUCUCAGUUUUAUAUAUAGUGUUUUUAGUACAAUAAUAACAUAUUUUGUGAUUGUGGUGCAAUUGUAGAUUUAAUUCUUUAUUACGUAAUAAUAAAAAUAAAUAAACUUUUUCGUACAUAGUCUGAACUUUCUAAUUGGAAGAAUAUAUCCUGAGUUCACCAUGAAAUUGUCACCAUGAAAAAAAUAAAUAAAUUAUGUAUUGUAUUAUCGUGUAAAUGUGUGUGGGUAAAUUUAUACAAAAGCUAUAAACGAAGGGCACCAUUUUACUUCUUUGCUUUUUUUGAAUAACCAAUUUUAUAAAGCAAAAUGCAAUCGAACCAAACAAAUGGGAAUCUAUAAUAAAUUUCACAAAAAAGCUAAUUUUAUUGUUCUUAAGAAAUUUAUAAUGUAUAAAAAAACAGAUAAAGUUGUACAAUAAUUAAAA
This is a messenger RNA of Centruroides sculpturatus (bark scorpion), 1789 nucleotides long. RefSeq lists its product as uncharacterized. The transcript has 2 exons. The record is from RefSeq and is a predicted model, not a curated record. Bases 266 to 1432 code for a protein of 388 amino acids. Gene Ontology annotation, biological process: sensory perception of taste. NCBI's taxonomy places the organism in Eukaryota, Metazoa, Arthropoda, Arachnida, Scorpiones, Buthidae. Gene Ontology annotation, cellular component: axon; neuronal cell body; membrane.